This is a messenger RNA of Myzus persicae (green peach aphid), 2603 nucleotides long. Its product is annotated as piggyBac transposable element-derived protein 4-like. The transcript is spliced from 2 exons. Lineage: Eukaryota; Metazoa; Arthropoda; Insecta; Hemiptera; Aphididae. The record is from RefSeq and is a predicted model, not a curated record. The coding region runs from base 1235 to 2014 and encodes 259 amino acids.
UCAAAUUUCAAAAAACUAACCUAACCUUUGGAGGAUAUGAUGAUAAAUCUUAGGGAUUUUAGAGAAUUAAAAUCGCACCAGCCAAAGUCUUUCAAUUUUGUCACAGCCGAUGUGCCUGUAAAUGCAAAAACACGUUAGGAUAAGCUGCGGUGUGUACACACUUAUGUUCAUGGACACUCUCACGCAUUGACAUGACUCGGGUAUACCUGCCACAUAUUUUGCCUAAUUCUUACUCAUUAGAAAAUGACCAACUGGACGCUACAUACACAUGACGCACGUGUUUAUACUUGUUUGCAUUCAUUUUUCACCUAAGCUAGGGAUUCUCAAAUUCUUAUAAACACUGUACCCAUUUUAAUCAAUACAUUUUGUUGAUUACCCCAUUUUUAGUUACUAAACUAAAAUACAUAAAAAAAAAUUAAAGACUCUUAAAGAACCUUUUUCUUGUUGGUUUGUUGGCCAGACUCGUACCCCAUAAAACAUUUCGAGUACCCAGGGAGUACGCGUACCACAGUUUGAGAAUCCCUGAUCUAAACAACAUUAGAGACGAAAGUGAAUGUACUUUUAGUGGUUCAAUUAAAAAAUGUUUCAAAUAUUUUAAUACAUUCAAUAUUAAAAAAUGACAUAUUAAUGAAAUAAAAUAUUUUUAUCUUUCUGUCCACUAAGUGGCUGACUGAACUACCCAGUUUCUACUAAGUGUUCAACAUUAAGUAAUUUGAUUGAUAAUACAUUCACAAUUAUAUAUUAUGCAAUUUCAGGUUGAAAUUGUUUUUAGGUGUAUUUGUGGACGAGUAUUUGUAGUAUGUCGACAAAAGCAAGGCCAAGACAGCUAAAAUUAAAGUAUACUGCCGAGUAGUUAAGCUGCUGCUCACGGCUUAUCAUCUCGCACUCCUACUUAACCUUCCAGCGGGCGCGCUGUUGUAAAUUAUACAACAGUUUUACAUUUAUUUGUUUAUUCCAGUUUUAUUCUAUUUUUAUCUUAUCGGAGGUCAUGGGUGUUCCUCUGUUAUGUUAUUAUCUACGUUUUAGACUAUUUUUGAAGUGUUUCAGUUCACUUUAUUGCAGACAAUCGACGAAGUACUUAUAGUGUUGUCACAAAAUACAACACGCGCUAUUACGUGUACCUACGCCAAACACAAAACGCGUCGUUCGGUGUACGCGUCGUUCGUUGUACAUGACUUAAAAUUUGUAAUUUUUGUUUUUGUGUGGUAAUAAGAACAAAAAUAUGUAGGAUCAUAUGACAGUUGAGCAAAUUCAAAGUUUACUGCAAGACAUUAUAACUGAAAUAGACUGUGUAGAUGACCAAGAGAGUGAUAGUGAUCUAAGCAUCGAAGAUGUGGAGGUAAGUGACCACGAAAGUAAUUCUGAACAACAUUUUUCAGACAAUGAAUCAGAUCUAGAGACUAGUUUGGGGGACAGUACAUUCUAUAUAGGAAAAGAUAAAAUAACUAAAUGGCAACAAAAAGAGUUUACAACUUCAAAAAUUAGGCAACAUAAUAUUAUAAACGUAGUUAAUGGUCUAAAGGAGUGUGCUAGAAAUAUCGUUAGUGAGAUGGAUGCAUUUCUAAAAAUAAUUGAUGUUGACAUGAUUGACGAAAUCGUAAGGUGCACUAAUAUGUUUAUUAGUAAUAUGAGACAACGAGUUCAAUACUCUAGACCCCGAGACUGCUUAGAUACUUCAAGGUGUGAAAUACUGGCUUAUUUUGGACUUUUAUUUUUGAUUGGUGUAAAAAAAGCUCAUCAUGCUAAUGUAAAAGAAUUAUGUUCAGCGGAUGGUUCUGGUAUAGCAAUAACUAGGGCCACUAUGAGCUACAAAAGAUUUUUGCUUUUGUGUCGCUGCCUCAGAUUUGACGAGCGCGAAACUAGAGCUGAAAGACGGGCGAUUGAUAAACUGGCUCCUAUUCGUACUACAUUUGACCUUUACUUGAAUAAUAUCAAACAGAAUUAUAAUUUGAGUGAAUAUACUACUAUUGACGAAAUGUUACACCCAUUUCGUGGUCGGUGUCAAUGGAUAUAGUAUAUCCCAAGUAAACCGGCCAAAUAUGACAUCAAAAUGUUUGCAUUAUGUGAUGCAAAUACAUUUUACAUUAGCAAAAUAGAGAUUUAUGUUGGAAAACAACCACCUGGUCAGUAUGAGGUUUCUAAUUCACCAAUUGAUAUCGUGAAACCAUUAGUAACACCCAUCGAAAACUCUAAACGAAAUCUUACCACAGACAACUGGUAUACCAGUAUUCCACUUGCAGAUUACUUAAUACAAAAAAAAUUACUCUAACUGGAACUUUGAAAAAAAACAAACAAGAAAUACCUACAGAAUUUUUAACAGAUAAAAAAAAGAAGUUGGUUCGAGAGUGUUCGGGUUUCAAAAAAAUAAAACAUUAGUGUCGUACGUACCUCGAAAAAGCAAGGAAGUUAUUUUGCUUUCAACUAUGCACCAUGAUUCAAAAAUUGAUGUAGAAACUCUUAAACCAGAAAUAAUUAUGGAUUAUAAUUGUACCAAAGAAGUACCUAAUGAAUUGUCCUUUACAUCCUGGAUACUAUUAGAGAUCAAUUCUUGCCCAUUAAACUUAUUGUUGAAACAAGUUAAAGAGCGUAUAAAUGCAGUCAAU